AUGGAUCCAGAGCAACCGUCUGACACCACCACUGGCAUGAGCCCAAUCUCGUCACCUGUACCCUCGAGCGUCAUUGAAUCGUUGACAAAAAAUGACGAGCCCGCACCAGUGCAGGAUGCGAAGUACUUCUUUGAGGAUGGGGACUGUGUAUUUCUAGCGAGCGGCGUGCUGUUCAAGCUGCACAAGUUCAAUCUCUGCCGCGAUCGCAACUCGAUGUUCGCCAACAUGUUCACGGACGCCGGCGGUGUUGCUGCGGCGCAGACGGAGCAAGAGGUGAUCCGGCUCGACGAUGCUGCUGAGGAUUUUCGCGCGCUGUGCUGGGCGAUCUAUGCGACAGGGGAAUACAUCAAAACCUGUGCGGAAGGCGAGCUGGAAUACAUGAUGGGUCUCGCCGAUCGCUGCUCAACGUCCGCGCCGAGUUUACUCCAGAUGCUCGAGGUAGGCUGGUUCGAGCGCAUCCAUCAAGGCGCGGUGACAUACAAUCAUGCCCUCACCGUCGCGGAGUUUUACGACAGGCGCGAGUUCCAAGGAAAAAUCUACCUCGAGCUCCGGGAGAAGCUGCGAUCCGGCCCGCCUAUUGCCACGCUACACGGCCUAUCGAAGCUCGAUCUCACCCACCAGCGGCGCGAUCGGCUGGUCCUCGGGAUGGCCCUGCUCUCGAAUAUAUUCAACCAUGCAACAUCCUCUGAACAUAUCCUCCCGAUUGAAGCAUGCGCCAACCAUCAACAGUGCCAAGCUCACUGGAAUCGCUACUGUCGCUCCAACGACAAUGACGAGCCUUUGAAAAGAUUGAACCGCGUCAAAGAUGCCUUGCAAGGGUCAUCCCCCCUGUGUCUCGUCCCUCAUCUCACGUCAAUCGGCAUCACAGCACACACCCAGGUGGCCGACUUUUUCCUCGGUCCACCUCCUGUUGAAUUAUAA
Molecule: messenger RNA, 921 nt
Organism: Mycena indigotica
Lineage: Eukaryota; Fungi; Basidiomycota; Agaricomycetes; Agaricales; Mycenaceae
Product: BTB domain-containing protein
Exons: 4
Coding region: 1-921 (306 amino acids)
Source: RefSeq, a predicted model, not a curated record